Molecule: messenger RNA, 1599 nt
Organism: Suhomyces tanzawaensis NRRL Y-17324
Lineage: Eukaryota; Fungi; Ascomycota; Pichiomycetes; Serinales; Debaryomycetaceae
Product: putative alanine--tRNA ligase
Exons: 1
Coding region: 129-1460 (443 amino acids)
Biological process (GO): alanyl-tRNA aminoacylation; regulation of translational fidelity
Molecular function (GO): nucleic acid binding; alanine-tRNA ligase activity; ATP binding
Source: RefSeq, a predicted model, not a curated record
CCCAUAAGUUGGAGAGUACCUGUAGAUCACCUAUUGUAUGUCUGGUUAUCAUACGCUCACUAUUGUGGGGUAUCACGUGCAGCGAAUCACAACCAUCAUGAGUAAUCCAUCCAUUGAUUAAAAUCACCAUGUCUUCCACCGUUGUUGGGGCGUUAGCAUGCCAGAAGAACUCGUUUCUCAAGACCUUUCAAACCAGCGUUGUUUCUAGUCGUGAGUAUGUUCCUCUAGAAACUUCUCGUGAUAAACAGAACAAGAACCAGAAGAAGAAGAAGGUGGAAACUCCGCACCAGGUCAAGUAUGCCGUAGAGCUAAAGGAUACUAUCUUGUUCCCUGAGGGAGGUGGUCAGCCAUUUGACAUGGGAACUAUCAAGCUUCCUACAAACGAAGUUAUUGAAGUUCAAUCGGUGUUGAGAGACAAGUUGACUGCGUUACACAUCACCGAUAAGCCAGUGGCACCCGGCACCGAAGUCACGCUAAAUGUUGACUGGAAGAGAAGAAUCGACUUUAUGCAACAACAUACUGGCCAACAUCUCUUGUCUGCCGUGUUUGACACUUAUAACUUGGAGACUUUGAGUUGGUCAAUGGGGGAGAUGAUUAAUUACAUCGAGUUGCCAGAAAAAGUCAGUGACGAUAUAGUCAACGAGGUCAAUGAGAAAGUCAAUGAUCUUAUCUUGGAGGGCCUCCCAAUUUCUGUCUCUACUCCAGACGCACACGGCGGGGAAAUUGAUACCUCUCAUAUUCCUGACGAUUAUGAUUUAUCGAAGGGGAUCAUUAGAGUAGUGAAAAUCGGUGAUUUGGAUACCAACCCAUGUUGUGGAACCCACUUGUCUUCAACUUCCCAAAUUCAGGCAAUUUCUCUUUUGCAUCAGACCAAUGUUAGAGGCGGUCACUCGAGAUUGCACUUUCUUUGUGGAUCUAGAGUUUAUCAAUACUUGAGACAACAAAACCAAAUUUUGAAGAAUGUGUCAGGAAAUUAUCUCUCCUGUCAGAUCGAAGAGGUUCCUGAGAAAGUUGAGGCAUUGAAUGCCAAUUAUAGAAAGUCUCAAUCAAGAGAGUCGACGUUAUUGAAGGAGCUCGCUGCUAUAGAAGCAUCCAAGGUUUUCGAAAAAUUCAGCAAAUCAGAGAAACUGGUGGACUUUAUCUACAAGCCCGAAAACAAUCCUGAAUUUAUCACUUUAGCUCAGAAGGAGUUGGCCACUUUGAUCAACACCAAUACUGGCUCUGGUGUAGAUUUGACCGACAAACAAACGUUGAUCCUCUUCAAUGGUGAUUAUCCAUCUGGUACAGGUGGAAUGGUCAAGGUCCUCGGCCCCAAAGCAGAAGAGGUGCAAACAGAGCUUAAAAAGCGUAUCAGUAACUUGAAAGGUGGUGGAAAAGGUACAUCAUUCCAAGGAAAGAUUGGUAAAUAUGAGAAGGGCGAGAUUGAAAGCGUGUUUUCUUACUUGGAGAAUUUGGAGUAGCGGAGCCGAGAUUGAUACCAAUUGGUGACGAUUGAUUGAGCCAUGAUGCCUAUGUGAGUGGUUAGUAGAAUAUAAAAUAUAUAUGUGUCUAGAUCAUACAAGUUAGUAACAAUUCAAAAAAAUUACUCUCGGUGUAACU